AUGGUGUCAAGAAAGAAGAUGACCACGAUCAACAGUCCAAUGACAUCUGGCUGGAGUUUUGAAAGUGGUUAUACUGAUGGAUUUGAAGGCAACACUUAUCCCAAUCGUAUGAUUGGUGCGGGUCAAAAUUAUGCUAUGGAUUUUGUUGUUUCGCAAAACACGAAUGAUUAUGAUCAUAUAUGUACACACCUUCUUAAAGGAUUCAUGUUGGAUAUAAAUGUUCCAGGUGAAGGAAUAUCCAAAUUUCAUGAUAAACUCUUCAUUUUAAUGUCACAAGAUAUUAAGAUAACGAUUAAACCUAAACUAAAAGAUAUUUCGAAAGGCAUGAGCCUUUAUAAAUCAAAUCAGCGUCAAUGUUUUUUCAAUUCUGAGCGAAAAUUGCGAUACUUCAAAAUCUAUACGAAAACCAAUUGCGAAGAUGAGUGUUUGGCGAAUUUCACCAAAAAUGAAUGCGGAUGUGUAAAAUUUUCUAUGCCAAGAGACAAACAUAUAAAAAUCUGUGGUGCAGCGCGUAUCAGAUGCUAUAUAGACGCUCAGAAAAGAUAUGAAUCCCAUUAUGGAAAAUUGUUUCGUGACGAAUGUAAUUGUAUGGAAUCAUGUAUUGAUAUUCAGUACGAUAUAAAAACUGAAAAAAACAAUUUAUUUAUGACGAACAAGAGUAACAAUAUUGGAUUCGAAGCGAGUGAAAUAGGUCAACUGUCCACACGAGUCUCCAUUUUCUUCCAAGAUCCCGAAGUCAAAAUAGAAAAACGGGUGGAAAGGUACACACUUACUGAUUUUCUAGCAAUUUGCGGUGGUUUGCUUGGAUUAUUUUUUGGAAUUUCCUUUUUGAGCAUCGUCGAAAUCGUCUAUUAUGCCACAAUUCGCUUG
Messenger RNA from Contarinia nasturtii (swede midge), 870 nucleotides. RefSeq names its product pickpocket protein 28-like. The transcript has 3 exons. The record is from RefSeq and is a predicted model, not a curated record. Lineage: Eukaryota; Metazoa; Arthropoda; Insecta; Diptera; Cecidomyiidae. The annotation marks the transcript as partial. Gene Ontology annotation, molecular function: ligand-gated sodium channel activity. Gene Ontology annotation, biological process: sodium ion transmembrane transport. Gene Ontology annotation, cellular component: membrane.